This is a messenger RNA of Pseudogymnoascus verrucosus, 483 nucleotides long. RefSeq lists its product as uncharacterized. Lineage: Eukaryota; Fungi; Ascomycota; Leotiomycetes; Thelebolales; Thelebolaceae. The transcript has a single exon. Bases 10 to 483 code for a protein of 157 amino acids. The record is from RefSeq and is a predicted model, not a curated record.
CUUAGCAUCAUGUAUAGAACCUCAUCCAACACGCCACUCACCAGAAAACAAAUAUACUAUACUCGCACAACUGAAAGCCUAUAUUCAAAUCUCACGCCUAUACCCGUCGUUAUGGAUGCGCUAUCCACCACUGCCGCGCUUGCAACAACCGACCUCCCUGUGGACAUGCCCGCGCUCACGGUAACGCCGAUGGCAGCGCCAACCAACCCCACCGCCGCCCAAGUGUCAACGAUAGACUGCCAUAUCUGCGUAUGCAUGAAUAGGCGGAAACCCGCGUGGAAACAGGCCGGGCCGUCGAAGAUGUGCGUCCUCUGCGUCCGGCAAUAUUGCACCGUGCACGCUGCACCGGUGGACAAAGUAGGCGGGGAGGAUGUGUGCGAGAUUAAUCAUGAGACAUAUUACUGGAAGCAUGAGGCUAGAUGGGGCGAAGGGGUCCAUGCGACGCUGUACGAUAGGAAGUGUGAUAAGUGGGCUUCGUGUUGA